CAGCAGCGACUUGCGGCAGCAGCUUGACUUACGGCUGCCUGGGCCUUCAGGGAGCUCAGCUCGGGAGCCGGGCGGGGAGUACGAACGCGGCCGCCGGCUCCCGGGUGCUCCAGUCCGGACUCGCAGCAGCAUGACCCAGUCGGUGGUCGUACAGGUCGGCCAGUGCGGAAACCAGAUCGGCUGCUGCUUCUGGGAUCUGGCGCUAAGGGAGCACGCCGCGGUCAACCAGAAAGGAAUUUAUGACGAGGCAAUAAGCAGCUUCUUUAGAAAUGUGGAUACCAGAGUGGUUGGUGAUGGUGGCAAUAUUUCCAAGGGGAAAAUUUGUUCUUUGAAAGCACGAGCUGUCUUGAUUGACAUGGAGGAAGGGGUAGUAAAUGAAAUUCUGCAGGGACCGUUGAGAGAUGUGUUUGAUAGCAAGCAGCUCAUCACUGAUAUUUCUGGCUCAGGGAAUAAUUGGGCUGUGGGUCACAAAGUUUUUGGCAGGCUUUAUCAAGAACAGAUUUUAGAGAAACUCAGAAAGUCGGCAGAGCACUGUGAUUGUUUACAGUGUUUUUUUAUAAUACAUUCCAUGGGAGGAGGAACAGGAUCUGGACUUGGCACGUUUCUCUUAAAGGUGCUUGAGGACGAAUUCCCAGAAGUAUACAGAUUUGUGACUUCAAUUUAUCCUUCUGGUGAGGAUGAUGUCAUAACCUCACCUUAUAAUAGCAUCUUGGCAAUGAAGGAACUUAAUGAGCAUGCAGACUGUGUGUUGCCCAUUGACAACCAAUCUUUAUUUGACAUCAUUAGCAAAAUUGACCUCAUGGUGAAUUCUGGAAAGUUGGGUACAGCUAUAAAGCCAAAGAGUCUGGUUACUUCAAGUGCUGGGGCUUUGAAAAAGCAGCACCAGAAGCCCUUUGAUGCGAUGAACAACAUUGUGGCAAAUUUGCUGCUGAACCUAACCAGCUCUGCAAGGUUUGAAGGGUCCCUUAAUAUGGAUCUUAAUGAAAUCAGCAUGAAUUUAGUUCCUUUUCCUCAACUGCAUUAUCUUGUGUCAAGCCUAACACCUCUGUAUACACUGGCAGAUGUUAAUAUUCCUACCCGAAGGUUGGAUCAGAUGUUUUCAGAUGCCUUUAGUAAAGAUCACCAGCUAAUUCGGGCUGACCCCAAACAUAGCCUCUACCUCGCCUGUGCCCUUAUGGUUAGAGGAAAUGUACAGGUUUCAGAUCUUCGCAGAAAUAUUGAAAGAUUAAAACCUUCUCUACAGUUUAUCUCCUGGAAUCAAGAAGGCUGGAAAACCAGCCUGUGUUCAGUACCUCCCGUGGGGCAUUCCCAUUCAUUAUUAGCUCUAGCCAAUAACACAUGCGUGAAGCCCACCUUCAUGGAACUCAGAGAGCGAUUCAUGAGGCUCUACAAGAAAAAGGCUCAUCUUCAUCACUAUCUACAAAUUGAAGGGAUGGAGGAAAGCUGUUUCAUGGAAGCCGUGUCAUCUUUAUCCACGCUCAUAGAGGAAUAUAACCAACUGGACGCCACACGAAGCAUGCCUGUGGAAGAUUUACCUAGACUAAGCGUAGCUGUGUAAAACAGAACCCCAAAAGUACUUUUACUAUUCUGAAUUUCACAUUUUUUGGUCACUUUAUCUUUCUGUUUUCAGAACUUUUGUGAUUCAGAAAGUCUAGUUUGCACUUUUCAUAUUAGAAAGCAUUUUUGCCUUAAAAAAAAGAGUGGUUUUCCUUUCAUCACAAUUCAUGGGCGAUACCAGUGUGUGACAUUACUGAAAGUCCUAGUACCUUUAACUUCAAACAUUUAUCUUCAGAAAGUUCCCUUUUUCUGAAAUUGAGAAAACAGAGUUCAACAUUUUACUUUAUUUAGAGUUUCAUAUUCAGGCAUUCAUACAAUGGUAAUCAUGUCUUCAAUAAAAAUCUUACACAGAUUUUCAUAUAUUUAUUUAUAAUUUAUUUUUUCAGCCCUGGAAUUUGCCCUGGAAUUAUUUGGUAUAACUAGAGCUGUUAAAUAAAUUUAUAAUUUAUUUGGUUGAAUUCUCCUGAUUCUUUAAAAGUGAGUACGAGGAGUAAUAGAAGAACACAAUAUAAAUAUUUCUGUGUAAUACCCACUAACUUUUCAGGGAUAGGUUUUAUUACAGCUAUUAGGGAGGUUUUGUUUCUUGUUUGGGUAACCACCUGUUUGCACUGAAAAGAACUUUUACAUUUAUUUUAACAUGUAUUUGUAUUAAAUUAUCUUUAAAUAUAAUGCUUUUUAUUAAACCAGUUGAUUUUAUAAUAAUAAAUGUCCAUAUUUUUAAACAGUA
Molecule: messenger RNA, 2284 nt
Organism: Acinonyx jubatus (cheetah)
Lineage: Eukaryota; Metazoa; Chordata; Mammalia; Carnivora; Felidae
Gene: TUBE1
Product: tubulin epsilon 1
Exons: 12
Coding region: 131-1558 (475 amino acids)
Biological process (GO): microtubule cytoskeleton organization; mitotic cell cycle
Cellular component (GO): microtubule; cytoplasm
Molecular function (GO): GTP binding; structural constituent of cytoskeleton
Source: RefSeq, a predicted model, not a curated record